Molecule: messenger RNA, 303 nt
Organism: Microthlaspi erraticum
Lineage: Eukaryota; Viridiplantae; Streptophyta; Magnoliopsida; Brassicales; Brassicaceae
Source: the annotation of a GenBank genome assembly
AUGGAACAGAGCAGAAGAAAAGAGCAAGUUCUGUUGUUAUUGCAGAGCUUGAAAAGAUUGAUCAAACCUCAUGAGGGCUCCUACAGAAGCAGAACGUUUCGUCUACAAGAGCAGCGUGAUGGUGGUGGUGGUGGUGCUUCUGAUCGUGAAGGUGACGAUAGUAGCGAGGAGUCUGAUUUCGGUGAUGAUCUUUACAAGAAUGAGGAAGAUAGGCAGAAGCUUGCUGGAUUGACAGAGUUUCAGAGAGAGAUGAUUUUGGCUGAUAAGAAAGGUGACAAGAGCCUCACGGAGAAGCUUAUUUAA